Molecule: messenger RNA, 279 nt
Organism: Doryrhamphus excisus (bluestripe pipefish)
Lineage: Eukaryota; Metazoa; Chordata; Actinopteri; Syngnathiformes; Syngnathidae
Source: RefSeq, a predicted model, not a curated record
AUGGCCAUCAUCCAUCCUCUGAAGCCUCAUCUGUCAGCCAAAGCCACUCUAGCGGUGAUCAUGGCCAUCUGGACUCUGGCUGUGGUCCUGGCCUUCCCUCUUUGCUACUUCUACACAGUUCAACUUCUGCCCCACAGGACCCUGUGCUAUGUGGCUUGGCCACGCAUGGAAGAGGAUGCGGAUGGAGGAUGUGAGUACCACAUCAUAGUGAUAGUGCUGGUCCAUGUGGUGCUUUUAGUGGUGAUGGGUGUCGCUUACUCCACCAUAGAGGUGACUCUU